Botrytis sinoallii is the source of this 2194-nucleotide messenger RNA. RefSeq lists its product as uncharacterized. Lineage: Eukaryota; Fungi; Ascomycota; Leotiomycetes; Helotiales; Sclerotiniaceae. Gene Ontology annotation, molecular function: oxidoreductase activity, acting on paired donors, with incorporation or reduction of molecular oxygen; iron ion binding; heme binding. The record is from RefSeq and is a predicted model, not a curated record. The transcript is spliced from 5 exons. Bases 593 to 1693 code for a protein of 366 amino acids.
CCAUUGCAAGCCAUUGAAGGCAAUCUGCUUACUUUGAUAGCUUGCUUUCUGCUUUUAAUUUCUUGGAGAGUCUAUCGAUUUACGAUUACUCCAUGGCUACAUCCAGAGAACCCUAAAGAAUUACCGUACUGGAUUCCACUUUUAGGUGAGCAGUCUUCGAUAUCAUGUUCGAACACAAAUGCAAUUCAUCUCGAUAUUUGCCUUUUGGAAGAACGAGCUGACUUCCAAAGGACGUACGGUGGGGUUCUAUAGGAAUGCGAAUGAUAUCUUGGGACGUGGGAGGUAUGUGCUCCGAUAAUCCGCAGAACUUCCUAUAAGCCGAAACAAACGCUGAGAGCUCAAGGUAUAUUUUGGAGAUACUAAAGCUCUAUAUUUAAUCACACUCGCAGGUGAAACUCUUUGUGUGAUCAUUGGAGCGAGCGAUAUACAAGAGAUCUACCGAAAUAGCUCAACGAUAACAUGGGAUAAUUUGAUCAAAGAUAUGUACUCCUUUGUGGGUCUAUAUCCUAGAAGCAUCUCCCAGGUGUGACGUGAAACUCAUGAACAGCUGGUUACCCCAGACUCCAAAAACCACACCCGAUCAGCACACGAGAUGACUUCUGAAUAUCAUCGUCAGCAAUUACUCACGGCGGUCAAUUCUGAGAACCUCGUCCAGCAAAUAAUCCCAGGUCUUGAGAAAAGCCUUUCCUGGAACAUAUUGAGGAAACAUCCCACUUGUAUCCACACAUCCGGAGACUCUAUCACGCUUUCUCUGUGGAAUUGGUGUAACGAAGUUAUAAUCAAGAGCUCAGCCACUGCAUAUUAUGGACCCAAAAUCUUCGAGAUAAAUCCAAAUCUCUUACAAGCAAUGAUGUCAUGGGAAGCUACAAACUGGAAAUUUAUGUACAAGUUACCUGACUUCAUGGCACGAGAUAUGAUUAAUGCCAGAAGUGAAUCUAUUGACACGCUGUGCAAGUACUUUGAGACGCCGAAGAAAGACCGUUCCGAUGCACUGUAUUUUGUAACGGCCAUGGAAGAAGAAAUGCGGGCAGCUGGCUUGAAUGACCGCGAAACUGCAGGCAUACAUAUGCUAUAUUUACGGGCAAUUACCGCCAAUGUAUACAAGGCUGCAUUCUGGGCAAUAGCUCACAUUGUCCAUAGACCAGAAUUGCUUACUCAAAUCCGCGCAGAGAUAGCUCCAGCUAUAGGAACAAAUGGAGAAACAGUAGAUCUCAAGUAUCUCACAGAAGACUGUCCACGGCUCGAAGCUUUCUUCAACGAAGUCCUGAGAAUCAACUCGGCAGGAGCACUUGCACGCGAAGUCAUCACACCCACAUUUUUUAGUGGGAAAAUACUUGCGAAAGGCACAAAACUUAUGAUUCCAUACCGCCAACUUCAUCUUGAUGGACAAGCAUGGGGACCAAGCGCUCGUGACUUUGACCCAGAAAGAUUUCUCAAGGACAAAAGCCUUAUACGCAGUCAAAACUUCCGACCCUUUGGAGGCGGUCAUACACUCUGUCCAGGCCGCUUUAUUGCUAAGAAAUCAGUUUACACCAUCGUGGCUCUUAUUUUUUCUCGAUACGAUGUUACUUUGGUAACUGACGCCGCCACUCAAAAGUUUCCACGCAUAGAUGACGCUACUGCAGGAAUUGGAACAAUGGCACCGAUGCCUGGAGAAGACGUUAAGUUGGUCAUUAAGCCGCUGAGGAAUUGAGGAAGAAAUAUUCUAUUGGGACUGAUGAUGUGGCAUUGAGUAGCAGGAUAGCGACUCGAAUGAAAUGUGUGCGUUUUUGGCUAGGGAUUUAAAGUGCAUAGUACAAACUAUAUACCUACGAUAUUUAGCUUCAAAUUCUGUCAAUUUGGACUUGUGGUACCUUGAAUAGUGCUCUCAAUGGCUAAGACUGCUGCUCAUUCAAUUCAGGAUUCUAAUGAUCUAAGAGUAUUCCCGAAGAACCCCUCUUUGUAUGCUCACGGGAGCCUACUCCGAAAACAACAGAUUAAGGCAGGAUAAUGUCUCAAAAACUAGCGGAUAAAUACUAUUUGAAGCUGUGAUGGCAUUAGUUCCCUCUAUGUUAUUCAUAGUAAAACUAAGAAGGAUUCAUAUAUGCAAUGCUACUCAGGGAAGAAAUUAUAUUACUCAUGUAUAAGGGAGACAAGCGGCUGAAAUUGAGAACCUUUACGAAUUCUUUAUAAAUCAAACAAUACCUACUUGUUU